Mya arenaria is the source of this 3300-nucleotide messenger RNA. Its product is annotated as clavesin-2-like. The coding region runs from base 150 to 1139 and encodes 329 amino acids. NCBI's taxonomy places the organism in Eukaryota, Metazoa, Mollusca, Bivalvia, Myida, Myidae. The transcript is spliced from 6 exons. Gene Ontology annotation, molecular function: phosphatidylinositol bisphosphate binding. The record is from RefSeq and is a predicted model, not a curated record. Gene Ontology annotation, cellular component: membrane.
AAGGAUACAGCAGGGAACCAUUGAAGAUUGCAUAAGUUAAUUGAUAUUUGCCGAGAAACAUGAAUAUGAAUCACAUAAGUACAGCACAUUUGUUUGAGAAAAUGACCGGCCAUUUAUGAAUAAUGUGACAUCUAGGGUAGCUAGGGGUCAUGGCAGAAUACGGGUGGGGCCUCACCCCGGAACUGGUCUCCAAGGCAACCACCGAACUCAACGAGAGGCAAGAACUGGUGGCUGAUGCGGUAGAGGCUGUCAGAGACCAAAUGGAGACUAGACCAGAUAUAACUUUUUUACGAACUGAUGAUGCUUUCAUUCUUCGAUUUCUAAGAGCCAGAAAGUUUGACACAUUUGAGGCCUUCAAACUGUUCGGCAGAUAUUUUGAAUACAGGCAAAACCACCCCAAUAUCUUCAAAGACUUCAACACAGCUGAACAUAGUGUUAAAGAAGCACUAUUUGAUGGAAUCCCAGCCGUGUUAGAAAAGCCAGACCACUUUGGGAGAAGGAUUAUAGUGCUGUAUUCCGCUAACUGGGACAACACUCGUUAUGGUCUUGCAGCAAUAUAUAGGGCAAUUCUGCUGACCCUGGAGAAACUGAUUGACAAUGAAGAGUGUCAGAUAAAUGGAUUUGUGAUUAUUGUAGACUGGAGUCAAUUCACCUUCCGACAAUCAACAUGGUUGAACCCUAAAAUACUCAGACAAAUGAUUGAAGGUUUGCAGGACUGUUUUCCUGCGCGUUUCUCAGCGGUUCAUUUUGUGAACCAGCCAUGGUAUAUUGAGGCAGUCUUUAAAAUGGUGAGGCCCUUCCUGAAGGAGAAGAACAAAAACAAGAUCCGUUUCCAUGGUAUCAACCUGGGCACGCUGCACACAGAGAUCCACAAGGAGGUGUUACCUGCAGAGCUUGGUGGCUCAGAGCCCCCAUAUAACAAUCAGUGCUGGGCCCGCAAACUGACAGGCGACGAGAACUUCAGCUUCAGCGAUAAACACAUCUACUGGCCUAGCCAGAGUCAAAUUGUGUCAAGGUCAAAGUCAUUCCCGGCGGAUUUCUACUCACCAGAGAAGCCUGUUGAAGACACACUGGCUGGAGGAGAUAACAAGCCUGACCGUGGAACAUAUCUGGACGAAGAGUUCUUUCUCAUUGACUAAACAUACAUUGGUUGUUGGUAGAAAUGUAUGGGGGCACCUGGAUCAAAUUGUACUUAUUAUAUCCCCCCUCCAAUAAGUGAAGUGAGGGUAUAUAGGAAUCACGCAUGUUGUCACAUCUGUCCCAUAUUUGUCCGGUCAAUAUCAUUCUUUUUUAUUAAUUUUAAAAUUACCAAAAGUUUAAGUAUUUGUCUCUUACAAUAUCUGUGUCCCUACCUACAAGGUCAAGGUCAGAGCAAUCUAUUGAACUAAAUAUAUGUCCGUUGGUUCGUCCCAUGGUUGUCUGAUCAAUAUCUUUCUCAUUCAGGGUCAGAUUUUAGAAUUAUUUUGCAGAAGUGACUACUUUAGCAUGAGAAUGUGUCUCACACAAGUGUUUUGACCCUAUUUUCUAGGUGAAGGUCACAUCAACCUUUUGAACUUGGCAUUUUUUGCUAUAUACCACUGAUAAGCCUUACUGACAAUAGUUUGUGUCCAGUCAGUAUCUUUCUCAUUUAUGGUUGGAUUUUGAAAUUACAUGGCAAAAUUUAUCAUCAUGGCAUGAGGAUGUGUUGCGCACAAGACCCAUGUACCAACUUUAAGGUUAAGGAAUUAAAGGUCACAGCAACCUUCUGAGCUUAGUAUGUAUCAGUCAGUCUGCCGGGUCCAUAUGUUUUUCAUUCAAAGUCAGUUAAAAAAAUUAUUUUGCUGAAGUGACCACAAUAGUAUAAGGAUGACUCUUGCACAAGACUGUGUCCCUUCCUUCAAGGUCAAGGUCACAUCAACCUUCUGAACUAAGUUUGUUUUACUUUAUAAGCCCUAAUGAUAAAAGUUUUUGUCAAGUCAAUAUAUUUCCUAUACUAAGCUGGAUAUUAAAAGUAUUUGGUAUUCCAACACCUGGGUGUGCGUAUGUGGGGUAUUAAUCACAUUCUGUGACAGCUGUAGUUUGAAUUGAUGAUUCUUGUAAUGUUUUUCUUGUACUUAAAGAUACUGUAUUUGUAUCAAUUUCUCCGGUCCAUUAAACAUGAACAUAUUCUGAAAGAUUGCUUGCAGCUUCUUUAAAAGCUGUUAUACAAAUUAUAAGAAUAACAUUUGUUAAGCAAAUAUUUGAGUAUCAUAUAACAAAUGAAUAAACGCAAGCAAAGAAAACAGUCAAGGCAUUGCCAUAGCAUUUGAUGUGCCAUUGUUGUUAUGGGUCGUUGUUAUGAAAAGAAAAUCAUGUUGGCCAUAGCUUAAAAUUCAUUUUUAUAAAACAUUGCAGAAAUCACACUUUACCGUAAUAAUUGUCAAGUUAUGUCCCCUUGAUCGAUUGAGAAAAACUUGCUAGAUUUUACAUCCUCUAUCAGUGUUCUUAAUGACACUGUGUUUAUAAUAUAUAUGAAAAUAUUGAUAUACAUAUACUUAUACAUGUAUGGCCUAGUCUGCUUGAAAUAUUAAAGUGUCUGAAGCCUUUUUUUAUACAUAUGUCAAUUUAUCUUAAUAUAUAUUGGCAGUUAAAGUUGCUGUUGUGAUUAUUUAAUACUAAACUGAAUCUGAUAACUAGUGACUAGAAAAUAAAGUUUUUAUGUACAUGAACAUUUCAAAAUAUUUGGCAAAAACCCAAAGUGUUUUAAAACAGUUCAAGGCAUUUCUACAGUAUACUGAUUUUUGCUUUCUUGAAUAAGCAGUCCAGUGAAGUUAAUUUGUGCUUGUUAAUGUGUGCAUCUUUGCUUUAUAAGAUGAUUAUGUUAAAAUCAAUUGUGCAAAUAGUCUUCCUUUAUACAUAUUUUGCCAUAUCUAUAUUAUUUAUACGAGCCCCAUCGCACGAUUAUGGGCCCUCGAACAAUUGCUUUUAUUGUUUUUUUGGGGGGUAUGUUAAUUAAAUGAGGCAGUUAUACUGAAAUUUUCACGAUAUUUCUAAAAUUGCAGAAGAUAGAUGUUACUGACUAUAACCAUUGCAUCUUGAAUACUAAAUUUGAAUCAAACAGUCACGACAUUAUAACGAAACUCCAUCUUGUAAACAGGGAUGUGAUUGACCUGGCAGCUGGAGGGCUGUAACCAUUUCGGCCAUGGGUUCUUGGGGCACUUUUGGGGUCAAAAGCACACUGCCGUAGAAGAAAAACUGGUUUUUAGAAGCUCUUUUGAGGGUUCUUCUGACUUUAAAUUUGAAGCAAACUGGGAUACCAACUCCAACAACCAAAAGCACACU